GGGAAACGAACGAUAGUAGUCGUGCUCGAUAUAUCGAUUCUGUCGUGGAUGUCUCACUGUAUGCGUGUGUAUAUCUGGCAUCGCAGCGAAGAAAAUAAAUAAUAAUAAACAAUUGCCACAAAAUUGUUGUUCCUGGGAAUCACGUUUCAAAGCCUCGAGUUCCGAACCCACCGACGCAACCAUGACCGCCUACUACACCCAUUACGCGGCGGACAACUACGACGAUGAGUCGAUAGGCGACGAGCGCAGCGAAGAAGACACGGACGACGCCAGCGAGACGGAGUUCCGCAGCCCCAGCCGCUACGGCGGCACGAAUGGCACCUCCAACAGCAACAGCAUGGGCACCAAUAGCGAACUUAAGGAGCAAAUGUAUCAGCACAAGCUGCUGAACCUGCAGAAGCAGAUGGAAGAACUAAGCCAGCUGGUGCACCCGGAGUACAUAAAGCGCGUGAAGAAGCUGGACAACCAGCUGAAAGAGCGUCGACGGCUGAACGAGAUCUACAAGGAGUAUAUGCGCGAGUGCGUCGAACGGGACUAUGUGCUGGAGAAGAUGGCCGCCCAGAAGGAGUACGACGAAAAGAUGAUGGACCUCAAAGAUAAUCUGAUUUCGGAUUUUGAGGACCGCAAGCGUCAGAUCGAGAACGAGCGCUACAGCCUUGAGCUGACUAACGAUUCCAUGGAAAUCAAGACGACAGUCACGCGCAAACUGCGUCGUCGCCCCAACGAACCGCUUCCGGUGAUCGAAAAGCGCCGCAAGCCGGCCACCGGACAGCUGCUCGUCUAUCAGCUGGAUGACAAGGAGAUCGAAUCGGACCUGAAGAUCAUCCAGCGUGGAAGACCGAAUCCAGUUCCCCAACAGAACGGUAGCGGCUCUUACGGCAGUGGCUCCCAGCAGCAGCAAUCGAUGAACGUCCUGGCCGAGCCGACCUCCAACAGCGGCCUGGUGGAGACCCGCAUCGAGGACAACAAGCUGCUGUACGAGCGACGGUGGUUCUGCCGCGGCCAGCAGGUCUAUGUGGAGGGCAAGGAGAUGAGCAAGUUUGCGGCUACCAUUACGGCCAUUGGCAACGAGGUGGUUUGGGUGAAACGCACCAACGAGACCAAGGUGAAGAUCAACAUGUCCCAUCUGGCCAAAGGCAAGAUCUCGAUAAAGCGCCGAUAGCUCCGCCGCCGGGCCGGGCGCCCUCACAUUGCGCCCGUCCCGUUUCUUCGGUCAAGAGACGUAUUUUCAUAAAAUUAUUGGUACAGACGUAGCACUAGAUUAGGUGUACAUUUUUCUUAACGAGUAUUGCAUAUUGUAAAUAAUGAAACAAUUAAUUUUGUAUACAACGCGAUUUUUAUUGCAAGCAAGUACUUUUCUGUGCAUUGCGGCUCAGUUGCGAUGUAGAACGUUUUUGCGGAAAUCACGGUCACAUCCAGUCUUUAACCAUUUUAAGGAAAUGAUGAAGUCUCCAUAUUUCUUCAGAUUUAUUCACAUUCAAAAGGGGAAGUGUAGCACACCUUCCUGUUGGCUUUUUUACGGAGUACAUAACCUUACCUAUUCAAACCAGUUUUCUAUUGCGGUGCACUGUAUCCGUAUCUUUAACUUAAACCUAGAAUAAAAGCCAUAUGGAAAUCCGCAUAUUGAUGUAUGUAGUUCUUGUACGCCUAUAGCUAAGGUUCGUCAGGCUAAGCGGUUCAAAAUACUUUAUGGCCCAAGUAUUGCAGCACACUAAGUGCAUUAACUAGUUUACUUACACAGGCCUAGGUUAUAAGUACAUAUGAUUAUUAGUUGAAAGUAACCAACGUUAAAUGGGGAAUUAUAAACUUUAAAAUAAAAUAAGU
Drosophila erecta is the source of this 1824-nucleotide messenger RNA. RefSeq names its product sin3 histone deacetylase corepressor complex component SDS3. Gene Ontology annotation, biological process: negative regulation of transcription by RNA polymerase II. Lineage: Eukaryota; Metazoa; Arthropoda; Insecta; Diptera; Drosophilidae. Bases 182 to 1162 code for a protein of 326 amino acids. Gene Ontology annotation, molecular function: histone deacetylase binding. The transcript has 4 exons. The record is from RefSeq and is a predicted model, not a curated record. Gene Ontology annotation, cellular component: Sin3-type complex.